UCCAGUUUCUUGCUUCCAACCUCCCUCCUUUCCUCUUCUUCCGCCAAUCGCCUUCUACCAGGUACACGGAUUAAAAUUUCGCACCGGUUUUUGUUACCAGCACUGAUGGGUGUCCAGGAAAAGAAUGAAGGCACACUGUCAAAUGGCUCUACUGCAGCAAAUAAUUGCCUUUCCAAUGAUGGGGCACAAUUGGAUCCACUGAUGCGUGUCAGUUCCCUAUCUUCCUAUGGCAAUGAAAAUGCAUUGAAGGUUAGGAAACCCUACACUAUUUCGAAACAAAGGGAAAAAUGGACAGAGGAAGAGCAUCAGAAGUUCCUCGAAGCUCUGAAGCUCUAUGGUCGUGGGUGGCGUCAGAUCAAAGAACAUGUAGGCACCAAAACAGCUGUUCAGAUCCGAAGCCAUGCUCAGAAAUUCUUCUCUAAGGUUGUGCGAGAGUCUAGUGGCAGCAAUGAGAGCUCCAUAAACCCAAUUGAGAUUCCUCCACCUCGACCAAAAAGGAAACCACUGCAUCCUUACCCUCGUAAAGCAGUUGAUUCUCUUAAGGCAAUCUCAGUUGCAAGAGAACCAGAGAGGUCUCCAUCCCCAAACCUAUCAGUUGCCGAAAAGGAGACCCAAUCACCCACUUCCGUAUUGACUGCAUUUAGUUCGGAUGAUCAGAUUUCUGUGGUUUCAGAGCAACAAAAUAGAUGUCCAUCACCUAUUUCGCAAGCUGUUGACAUGCAGUCAACUAGAUUAUCCCCGGCCAGGAAGGGGGAGCUGUACCUUCCAUCAAAAUCAAGUGGAGGAGAAGAGAAAGGAAUGCUAUCACUCGAAUCAUCCUCUGAGCGGUUCCCAGAAGACUUUUUAACACUGAAAUUCAAGCCUGGAUCAGCACGUAUGAAAGUAGAUAACAAGUCGCAUUCUCCUGUUAGAAGCAUAAAGCUUUUUGGAAGGACAGUUAUGGUAACUGAUGACAAAAAACUAUCCCCUACUAACACCGUAUUAACUGAAUCCCUGGAAUUUGACGAUGAGAGUAAGAAUAAGUGUGAAGUGUAUGCGGAGAAGCCUGUUCAGAUGCUACCUUCAAAACACUUGGAUGUAAAUUUAUGUCUUGGAAUGGAUAAAGGUGAUUCGAAUAUGUCACCUGGUGAAGCACCUACUAACACCGCAGGGAAUCAGGAAAAAAAUGUCCUUCAUGUUAAGGCCGUUCCUAAUGCCUCUCAAACAUGUUGGUCUUUGUAUCAAAAUGUACCAUGUUUUUAUCUUGCUCCAUCUGACCAAACUUCAGCUGGAACGUGUACUGAUCAUGUUAUGGAAGAAAGGAUGCAAAAUGACAAUUCCAUGGAAAGUUCUUGUGCGGAUUCAUAUUCUGGUUCUCAGGGUAAGGAUAGGAACGAAAAUGAGAAGCCAGAAGCACAAUGUCAGGAGCCUUGUGUGGUAGGAAGAGGAAAUGCAAGUGAAAGUAAGAAGGGGUUUGUGCCGUACAAGAGAUGCUUGGCUCAGAGAGAUACAAGCUCUUCGCUGAUUGUUUCAGAAGAGAGAGAGGGUCGGAGAGCUCGGAUUUGCUCAUAGCCUCUGCAAAAUCUAGCGGAAUUGGUCCAGCAAACAGAUUUAAGGUCGUCGAUGAAAGGAAAUAACAAAGAACCUCUGACAUGGGUUUUUGAGUUCUCUCUCUUUUGCUCGAGACGAAAAAUGGAGGCCAGAUUUGUAGCAUACUCAAAGCAACAGGAUGGGCAAAGCUCAUGGCUUUUCCGUUUUAACAUUGGGGGGAUAUUCGAGUGACAAUUAUUCAAUCUGUAAAACAUACGAUGUUGCUCUAUGACUUCUGACAUAUUUGAAAAUCUUAUUUUUGGAGGUUUUUAUUCACUUUUUUCACAUAGUUAACUUUGAUUUCCUCAGCAAUA
Molecule: messenger RNA, 1883 nt
Organism: Momordica charantia (bitter melon)
Lineage: Eukaryota; Viridiplantae; Streptophyta; Magnoliopsida; Cucurbitales; Cucurbitaceae
Product: protein REVEILLE 7
Molecular function (GO): DNA binding
Source: RefSeq, a predicted model, not a curated record